AUGAAACUCAUAACAAGUGGUUGCGGCUAGGGUAAUUGAUUAUUUCAACCUAUAAUGAGCUUCAACCACGCUUUCGAGCAAAGAGGGCUGAGUGACCAGUGUCCUUGCUGCUGCAAGCUUUAUGACAACUCAACAAACAGAUGCGUACAGGAUGCAUGCGGUCACAUGCGAUGCUUCAUGUGCGUUUUUCAAAGUGUCCGAUGUGUUAUGUGUCUGCACUCCAGGCAAUCUACUUCAGCAAUAAGUCAUUCGAUGGCUCAAUCAAAGUCUUCAAAAAGAAGCAGCCACCAUCAAUCGCGAUCAAACGACAAUCCUUCAAGAGAUCUUAGAAAGUCUCACUUCCUCCCAGUUCAAGCUCCAGCUUCGGUGGAAGCACACCAUAGCUCUCUUAAAAAAGAACUACCGGGUCAGCCCGUUGAAACAACUGAAGAUGAAGAAGACCACCAUUACUUUCUCUACCAGCCAUUGGAUGUCAAAGAAGAAGCUUCUACAUCAGUUAGCUCCAAAAAAGAGAGCCUUGCGUUGCCGGUCGGCGACCCUGCAGUUUUCGCUAAUGCAAGACUAAUGACUCCUAUAGCUGAAGAAGAGAACCAGUUGUCUUCAGACGAAGAUAUCGAUCUGGACUCUCAAGAUGUUGUCACAACUCCAGUUCAGGACCAUAUUUAUUGUAGUAUUUCCGACGAUGAUCUACCGAGCAAAGUUUUCGAAGAUUCCCUUGCCGAAGGAUCCUUUCCAGAUAUCGCCAGACCUACAAUUGGAAUCGCUCCUCGAUUACCACCUAGGAAACCUGAAUUCAAUACCAUUAAUACUCUUCCCACACCUAGCAGUAGUAAUAAUUCGUCUUCUAAACUAGUGUUCGACAAGUCAGGGCAAUCUCAAGGCAGCUCAGAAAGUCUGAAAUCGUUGUCAACUGAAAGUAGUUCUCAUACUGUUAGGAAUUGUGGAACGGUUAUUGGUUCUAUGAUGGCAGGCGAUGGUACUAAAAAUAACAUAGAAAGUAGGGGGUUCAAAAAGGGCUUCGAACGUGAAAGCAUGAGGGAAACUAGUUCGAAAGUGUCUCACAACCUGCUGGCUACUCAGCCAGUGAGUAUUCAAAGUGGAUCCAAGAUGAACAAGAGCACUAGUUUGUCGAAUGUGUUCAAUGCUGCUGGGGUGGAAGUCAAUAGUGUCAAAGGUGCAAACCAACAGAGUACUCAUCCACAGUUUCAACAUUCCACUCACAAGCCAAGUCUGUCUUUGGUGACUCAGCCAGUCACCAGCAGUAGCCAGAGCUCUGGUCCAGUUGCACUCUCAGUAGGGACAGCCAGUAAUACUAAAUAUAUCCAGCAGUUGAGCCAGUCCCUAAUCCAAACGGAACUUGCCCGAGGGGUUGCAGGGGAAGGUGGUCUGGAAUCGAAGUCUGCCAACAGCUCCCUAGGAAAGACAAACAACAAUAGUAUGAACACCAGUGGUAGUAUGAACGGAAACAGCGCCAACAACGACAUUAAUCCAAACCCAACUCCAAGUUUGCCGGCUGGCUUCUGGAGCAAUUGUUCUGUAGUUCGUUUCGACCUGCCAGAGUAUUCUCUGGAUGCGUCCAUCUGUGGAAGGGGCUGGCUACUAUCCUCAAUCGAAGACGUUCUCCUGCAGUCGUCGUUCGAGGGAGACGUGUCAACUAAGGGUGCAGUGAUAGUGGGUUCAUCAGGAACGGGCAAGACCAAAUUGAUCACACAUUUGGCACUACACAGCACCAUAGCACAACAGUUGUUCGUGGAGAUCGCCGACUUAAGAAAGGUGUCCUCUCGUUCGCGUGAGUCUCUGGAUGAGAGCAGCAGAAGUGCAGACUCGCUUCAGCUGGACUCGAACCACUCAUCUCUGAAGAGCAACGGAAGCACAUCUGCAUCCAUCUCACUCAUCAACCCCCAAACACAACUCACACAAACACAAUUGUUAGGCACAGCAGGACUUGGUCAACCACAACAUAAUGACACAAUGUGUUCGAACCACUCAACGCAGUCUGGAUGUAGUAGUACCCACACCCCUGCUAGAUGCACCCACAGUUACGAACUGAACACUUCCAACCCCCACUCUCAAUCACACAGCAACAAUUCAACCUACGACUCAAAACAGGACAAAGACAGUCCAGCCAGUACAGUCGAUUCCGGCAUCAAAACGUCCCCCGGUAACACACUCGGAUGCGACAACACUUCAGACACGGAAAACUCCAGAAUCCCUCCUUACCAACUCCUGACAUCAGUAGGCAAUCACCAGGAGUCGCCUGGAUCCUUCAACGUCCGCAACUAUUUCUCAACAUCGUCGUCGGCAGGGACGUCACAAUUUGCAACUUCCAAUUAUGGAUUCUUUUUGAGCCAACGAGUGCUAGCUGCUUUUUUCUGCCAAAAUUGUAACCAAAAAACUCUGAAUCCUGCCAACGUGGUACAUACUCUAAUGUACCAUGCGCAAAUAAGAGUGGCUUCUUACAGGAGGGUUUUGGAAGAAGAUGAAAGUGUGAGAAAGUGGGCAAGUGCCAAAGAGUGCUGGAAAGAUCCAUUAGUAGCGAUCCAUAAAGGAUUGAUUUCGCCAAUGAAUAGUUUACUUGCAGACGGCCAAGUUGGGGGCAAUUACUUUAUAAUUAUGAUAGACUCUUUAGUUAGUACAGAUAGUGGUUUGAUUGAAUUUGUGAUUCGGCUAGCCGACAUUAUGCCAAGUUGGGCGAAGUUGUUAUGUACGUGUAGCAAAGAUACGUACUCACUCUUUGGAACCCUUAAACAAAACUUAGAGGUAUUUAAUCUGGAAGAUCCCUCGAAAGAUUGCGACAUAACGAAAGACUUGGACGCUUUUAUAUCUCAACAAGUUAAUAAUUGUACUUCAUCUGCGCGUGAUAUAAUAACUGCGUCACGUGAGAGUUCGGCUAAGUUCCGCAAUCUGCUUAUGAGCAAUAGUCAAAGAAGCUUUCUUUACAUUCGCAGUUGCUUCGACAUUAUCAAUUCAGGUGCAAUAACACUAACCAAAACCCUCAACAAAAACUCCCUCCCCUCCACGCUUCACGGAAUAUUCGAACUUCUCUGCAACCAAAUAUGUCACUCCAGCUUAGCCAUAUACUCAAAAUUGAGAGUGAUCUUAGACGUGAUUGGCUGUUCCUUCUAUCCAAUGACAGUCGAGGAAAUAUGGACCGUAGUUAGCUUCAGUAAAUGCGGGAAAGAGGAGUUUGAUCGAAACUUUGAACUUGUGCAUGGACACUUUCUGAUCAUGAGGACUAACAGGACGUUUGAGUUCUCGUCGGACUUUUUGAGAACGUGGUUUUUGGAUCCGAGCCUCGCCAAGAAAUUUUCAUGUGACUUAAGGAAUGGCCAUGCAUUACAUGCAAUUAGUGCAAUGUCAUCUUUAACAUCUUCUCCGAAGAAACAAAAUAACAUUAACACAAACAACAACUUGACCGCGAGUAAUAAACUAGAUAUGGUGCGUCAUCUGGUACUCUCUGGUGCAGAUGUUCUCGGCAACUCCAAUGGCGCAAAUGCGAUGUAUGACUCACCUAUGAUGGUGGGUGCUAAUAAUGCAAUUGACUUCAUGUUCCGAGACCAGAAGGUACAGUGGGUUAACUGGCUGUGUAAGCAGAGUGAGCUGAAUUCAAUUCUGGCGUCCAGGCAUUUCCUCAACAGUCCAGAUUUGAAGGUUGCAGAAUUUCUGCUGCGAAGCGGAGCCGAUGCCAACACUCGGUGUUCAGAGUUAGACCAGACGACCCUCCUCUCAGCGUUCUGUUACUUGGGCCACUUUGAAAUAGUCUCACUACUGUUAUCCUAUGGCUCCGAUGUGAACCUAGCCGAUGGACCAUCAGGACGAAGUCCAUUGAUCAGUGCGUGCAUGAAAGGUCACGUGGACAUCUGUGAUCUCCUCCUACAAUCAGGAGCAGAUGUGAAGAAUAGUCCAGACGUGUGUGGCAUGUCUCCCGUGGAACACGCUGCUGCCAGUGGAUUCGUGGAGUGUGUCCGGAUGCUGAUCAACAUGUCAAGUGUAGAGAGUGUAGAAAGAGCACUGGUGCUGACUGCAUAUAAUGGACACAAACAUGUUGUGGAGUUUCUACUGAAGGGCGGCUACAUCAGCAAUGACGCAUUAGAUGCACCAUUCCCAGUGCCAAUCAGAGACUCAAUUGCAUCCUCUACUCAGUCAUCGUCAGUGUCAUUUACAGAAGAGACAGCGAUGACAGCAGCUGCCUCUCGUGGCUUCAACGAAACCUGUUGUGUGUUGGCGGGACAUGGGGCUUCACUGACUGCGAAGAACGGACAGGGACUCACUCCUCUUCUGGCUGCUGUGGACUGUAAUCAGGAGGACAUGAUAUUCGACCUCAUCAGUCUGAAGGACGCGCAGGCCAAGACAGAUCCCCUCACAGUUGACCAGGAGGUGGAGAGAGAUGAGACGGGAAGGACUGCUCUUUUGAUCGGUGCUGCCAAAGGGAGCCAAGUGAUAGUGGAGUACUUACUACAGUGCGGCAGUUCAGUGCGUGAGACUGACAAUGAGAACAUGUCUGCCCUGUGUUGGGCUGUGCGACAGGGCCACUCGACCAUUGCGGAGAUGUUGCUGGACGAUGACUCAGAUGUCAACCACAGAGACAGCAGAGGAAGGUCACCUCUGGACUUCGCCGCCAGUUUAGGUGACGAAUCAUUACUCCAACUUCUCUUAAACUACGGUGCGGAUUUCGACAAAACAUGCAAUGCAGGUCUUCGUCCUCUAGACUACGCAGUACAAGCAGACAAGCUGAACUGUGUGGCGCUGUUGAUGAGGAAAGGGGCUAGAAUAGGACAGGCGGCGUGGAAGACUGCGAUCAGCAAUCCACAGAUUAUGCUCUUGUUUCUGAACAAAUUGACGGAGGAUGGAAGUAUAUUUUACAGGCAAAAGAAGUAUCCGGAUGCUAUGAAGAGGUUCACCCUGGCACUGAGGAAGUUCCCGAGACAGAAGCACGAGUUCGGAGCACACACAACAUCAUUCAGAGACCUCAAAGUCACCCUCUAUCUAAACAUCUCCAGAUGCAACCGCAAGAUUAAUAAACUAGACAAUGCUAUUCACUACGCCAACCGGGCACUCAACCUCAAGCCAGGCUGCUAUGAGGGAUACUACGCCAGGGCCAGAGCCAGACGCGCAUCCAGGGACUUCAAAGGAGCCACCGACGACCUAAAAGAGGCAUGUAAUAUCGCACCCGACAAUUCCGAGAUUGUAUGUCUAUUACAGCGGGUUAAGUUAGAAGCGGCUUUGCAUUGCGGAGAAAUUGGAUCGAUUAAUUCAAAUGGAGGAAAAGGAGUUCUGAAUCAGUUUAAAAACUAUUCCUUAAAUGAGUGCGGACCAAUCGGUGAUAUGAGUACAGCUAUUAGUAUGGCAAGUGGGGGGAUUAUUGAUGAAGAAAGAGGUGAAAUCGAUUAUCGGGGGGAUAUUUUUGACGAUGAUGAGGGAAGUAACGGGUGUACUAGUGAAGAUACCCUAGAAACUAACACGUAUGGUGGCGGGGGAUCGAUGCAUAGUUUGUUCGCGGCAACUUCUGGAGGGGGAGUUGGAUCGCAUCCCUAUAAUGCGCAUUCGGCUCACUCGAGAAAUGUGGUCGCAAAUCAGUGUUUUGCAGUGAAAGAUACGGCUCUUUGAAUUGCGGAAAUGUUGAUGGAAGCUCGUCGAAACUGAGCUUUUUGGGCGAAUAAUUUAAACUUAAAAACUUGACGCGUUUCAGAACUCAAGAAAUAGAAUUCGUUGUUUGUAAAUUGAUAAAAACUUGAUAGAAGUCUCAAAUGUGCUAAAGAGGUGAUCACAAUUACAUAACAUAAACCAAACUUUGUUGCUAAUUACAUAACCUUGUUUAGUAUGUUUACCUCCAAAAAGUGGCCAUAAAAGUUCUUUUGAACUGUGAAAUAAUUACAAUACAAACUGUGAGUGGGUAUUCUGUUCACGAUGUAAUCUGCUUUACCCUCGUCUGUUUUUCUUGGAUCUCUCCCGCUAAAAAAGCGCAGUUUUUCAAAUCUAUCCUUUCCUUCUUUCACUUUCUUGUACUAUUUAUAACCAACGAUGUGCUAUGUAAAAAGAUAGUUAGUCUAAUCUAAUCUAGUCUAUAAAUGAUCUCUACAAAUUUCAACCAAAAAAAAAAACAAACAAAAAAUUGAAGUUUAUUUCUUUUUUUUUGUAACUUGACUUCAAUUCGCUUCGUCUUUCAUUUGCAGUUGUAUUCAUGGUUUAGUUUUGCAGUUCGUAGAAGAAAUUAUUUUAUUUCUUUGGUUCUUUUUCGCAGUUUGUAAAUUUUGUCAUCUGAAUAAUUUCUCACAAUAGAUGGUAUUAUUAAUGUUAAUUUUCCGUUGUCAUGCAUAAUUGUUAUUUUGAUCUAGUUUUGCUGGGCAGAUAAAUUGUGAAACAGAAAGAUGGAAUUUCUAUGGAUUGUUUAAUAUAAGUUAGAUUCACUUUACUAGCCAUCAAACUUCAAAUAAAAACGAAAAAUGCUAUCAUAGUUCAGGACAAACAGCGUUAAGACUUUUUGGCACAAAAUGUCUAAAUUGCAAUAAAAUUUUCAGUUUUUUUUGGUAAAACAAUUUAUUAUAGUUUUUAAUUUUUCGUCGUCAUUGCAAGUGAAGUGAAAUAAAACUACCGCAGCCUGUCUUCUUGUAAUAUUAUCCUUAACUGAUCUCAUUAAUGAAUAUAUGAACAAUUAGUGCGCAGUGAUUUUGUUAAAUCUAUUUUCGCACUGAAGAGUAAAUUGCAGCACCUAAUAAAUACACACACUAGUGUAUUAAUUCUUCACUCGGAGUGUAAUCAGCUCCAUAUUUUAAGCUCCUCCUUUUUAAGGGAAAUAUAGGAAAAUUUAACUGUCUGUUCAAACAUGACAGAGGAUAUUUAAUCCAUGAGGGAAUAUAAUGACAGGCAUAUAGCGCAUAAAUUACUCCGGCAAAUAUCACGUAUGAAAACAAAAUGGAACAAAAAUGUCCGAUACCAAUGAAUGAAUUUAGCCAAAACGAAUUUGAACUGAAACAGAAAAAAAAA
Symsagittifera roscoffensis is the source of this 6984-nucleotide messenger RNA. RefSeq lists its product as uncharacterized. The coding region runs from base 55 to 5607 and encodes 1850 amino acids. The record is from RefSeq and is a predicted model, not a curated record. Lineage: Eukaryota; Metazoa; Xenacoelomorpha; Acoela; Convolutidae. Gene Ontology annotation, molecular function: protein binding. The transcript has 19 exons.